AUGCAUAUUCUCGGACAAUUUUGUAAUCGGGUCGGAAAUGGGACGAGUUACGGCCGUGGGGUACAUGCUGUCAAAAUACAUCUUUAUACAAGUUAUAGCGGCACAUCAAAACAUUGUCAAUUGAAUGUUCAAAUUCGUUCCAAGUCGUCGGUCUCGUCGGAGAGAUGGCUACGGCGUCAGAAAGACGAUCCACAUACAAAAGAGGCCAAAAAACAGCAUUAUCGGUCUCGAGCAGCCUACAAGUUGAUAGAGUUGGACCACAAGUUUCUGCUUUUCAAACGUAAUACUUUACGAAUUGUCGAUUUGGGGUUUGCUCCCGGGGCGUGGACGCAGGUGGCAAUGCAAAGAAUGGCUCAAUUGGGUCAGAAACCCAAAAUUUUGGGGGUGGAUAUCAUUCCCAGUACACCUCCAGAGGGUGCACAAUUUUUACAUGGUGAUAUCUUUUCUCGCAAAACCCACCAGGAGAUUCGAGACAACUUCCCUAACAACGAAGUAGACCUCGUUAUGAGCGAUAUGAUGGCCAAUACGCUGGGUAUCAAAGACAACGACCACCUUGCCAGUAUGGAAUUAUGUGAAGGAGCACUCAUGCUUGCGGCCAGUACAUUGAAAACGAACGGGGCACUUGUGAUGAAAUUUUAUACUGGACGAGAAGAACGGCAAUUGGAAGAAAAAUGUAGAAAAAUGUUCAAAAAAGUGCAUCGAAUGAAGCCCAGUGCAUGUCGACCGGAGCUGCGAGAAAUGUACUUUGUGUGUCUUGGCAGAAGCAAUUGA
Meyerozyma guilliermondii ATCC 6260 is the source of this 771-nucleotide messenger RNA. RefSeq names its product 21S rRNA (uridine2791-2'-O) methyltransferase. NCBI's taxonomy places the organism in Eukaryota, Fungi, Ascomycota, Pichiomycetes, Serinales, Debaryomycetaceae. Gene Ontology annotation, biological process: RNA methylation. Bases 1 to 771 code for a protein of 256 amino acids. The record is from RefSeq and is a predicted model, not a curated record. Gene Ontology annotation, molecular function: rRNA (uridine-2'-O-ribose)-methyltransferase activity. The transcript has a single exon. Gene Ontology annotation, cellular component: mitochondrion.